Messenger RNA from Eufriesea mexicana, 697 nucleotides. RefSeq names its product protein FAM173B. Gene Ontology annotation, molecular function: protein-lysine N-methyltransferase activity. Lineage: Eukaryota; Metazoa; Arthropoda; Insecta; Hymenoptera; Apidae. The coding region runs from base 77 to 697 and encodes 206 amino acids. The transcript is spliced from 5 exons. Gene Ontology annotation, cellular component: mitochondrion. The record is from RefSeq and is a predicted model, not a curated record. Gene Ontology annotation, biological process: positive regulation of proton-transporting ATP synthase activity, rotational mechanism; regulation of mitochondrial ATP synthesis coupled proton transport; peptidyl-lysine trimethylation.
UUGUAAUGCUUAUAAACUACAUAUAUUUUCCAGAUAUAAACAAAUAAGGAAUUUUUACAUUGUUGGUGAAUAUUAAAUGUAUAAAAUGUCAGAGAUUAAUGGAAUAAAUUAUGUUACUUCAUCACAAAAAAUAUCGCAAAAAACAUCCAAACUUGGUUUAUAUCUUAUUGGAAUAACAGGUGGUAUUGCAACAGCUAUUAGUGUGAUAUGUAUUCCAUUCGUGAGUCCCGCAUUUCGUAAAAUAUGUUUGCCGUAUGUACCAGCAACAACUCAACAAGUACAAAAUGUAUUGCAAGCUUUAGAAGGACGUGCUGGUUCUUUAAUUGACCUUGGUAGUGGAGAUGGACGUAUAGUUUUUGCAACAGCAAAAUCAGGAUUUAAAGCCCAUGGAAUUGAAUUGAAUCUGUGGUUGGUAUUAUAUUCUAGACUAAAAGCUUUAAUUACAAGAUCAUUUUUAAAAACAACAUUUAUAAGACAGAAUUUAUGGAAACAUAACUUAAAAGAAUAUGAUAAUAUUGUUUUAUUUGGUGUUGAUCAAAUGAUGAAAGAUGUUGAAACAAAGUUUGUUAAAGAGUUACAAGAAGAUUGUGUGAUAGUUACUUGCAGAUUUCCGCUUCCAACUAUGAAUGCAAUUAAAAUAAUUGGCGAAGGGGUUGAUACUGUUUGGGUAUAUAAGAUUGCAAUGAGUUUAAAAUAA